AUGGCCAUGGAAGUACUGCCCCAAUCUUGGACUCUAUGUAUCACUGACAGACCCAGGGACGUGGCGGAUCCCUCCUCGGUCGCCCUCGCACAUAAACACGUUCAAACCCACCUGCCGCCGGUUGGUGGUGUCGUAAAUGGCGCCCUAAUGAUGGGGGACGCUGCCUUCGCCGAUCUGACGCUGACAGACAUGCUCAGGAUCUUCGCCCCCAAAUUAGAGGGUACUCAUCUUCUUGAUGAUCUCUACGGCGGCGUUGACCUCGAUUUCUUCCUGCUGAUGGGCUCGCUGACGGGCCCCUGUGGUAUUUUCCAUCAGACAGCCUAUGCGGCCGCUACUGAGUACAUGGCUGCCCUUGUGCACCAGCGGCACCUCCGUGGACAAGCCGCCAGCAUUGUCCAUCCCUCCCAAAUCCGUGGAGUAGGGUACAUUGCCGGGCUGGAUGAGUCCCUGCGUGACAGGCUUGAACAGGGAAUCGGCCCCCUGUGCCUUUCUGAACGCGACCUGCUAGAAUUAGUCGCCGAGGGCAUUCUUUCUGGCCGACCUGGCUCGGCACGCUCACCGGAAGCCCUGGGAGGCUUUCGCAUGACGGAUCCAAAUGGAUACCCUGAUGUGCGAUGGUACCGCAGCCCCAAGAUGUGGUCGUUCAUCAAGCAUUUCUGUCAGUCGGAAGUCACGACGACAGCGCAUACUGAGGUUACCUUGCGUGAUCAGCUGCUGACCACCGCCAAUAUGCCGGAGGCCACCGAGAUCAUCGCUCACGGUCUGUGUGAGAAGCUACGGCGGAAGCUGUUGCUCCCCGACCAUACCCCGCUACCGACGACGGGGCUCCUGACCAACAUCGGUGUCGACUCACUCAUCGCCGUGGAUCUGCGCACUUGGUUCAUCAAGGAAAUGGGAGUAGAUAUGCCAGUGUUGCAGCUGCUAGGGGGGUCCUCACUGGAGGUUCUGGCGGCCACUGCGGCCAACUAG
Aspergillus terreus NIH2624 is the source of this 969-nucleotide messenger RNA. RefSeq names its product beta-ketoacyl reductase. Gene Ontology annotation, biological process: fatty acid biosynthetic process; secondary metabolite biosynthetic process. The record is from RefSeq and is a predicted model, not a curated record. The transcript has a single exon. Gene Ontology annotation, molecular function: phosphopantetheine binding; fatty acid synthase activity. NCBI's taxonomy places the organism in Eukaryota, Fungi, Ascomycota, Eurotiomycetes, Eurotiales, Aspergillaceae. Bases 1 to 969 code for a protein of 322 amino acids.